AUGCGCCACAACCCCUGUGAUGGGAAAGUGAAAGGCAGAAUCAUCUGCACGUCGAGUCUGGCGGGUAUUGAGCCGGAACCCGCAGUGCCACAGUACAGUGGUGCAAAAGCCGGUGUUAUUCACUUUGCCCGCGCGACGGCACCCGUUCUCUGGGAAAAGGAUGCCAUCACCAUGAAUGUUGUGUGUCCCGGACUGGUCACAACUCCACUGGCGCCAAAAGAGCUUCUAGAUGCCUCGUUGCCAGAGCAUCGAACUUCUAUGGAGCUUGUUCUAAGAGCUUUUGACGAUUUCAUCGACCGUGACGAUGGUAAACGGAACGGCGAAGUUGUAGCUGCUCAUGCUGCUAAAAUCACAGAAGUUGGCAAAUCCUACCUGACGGACACUGUUGAUGGUGCCGAUGAGAGCGUGCGAAGGGUGUCAAAAGUUCUCAUGAGGUUGGUUCAGGGUGAUGAAUAG
This is a messenger RNA of Colletotrichum truncatum, 456 nucleotides long. RefSeq names its product short chain dehydrogenase. NCBI's taxonomy places the organism in Eukaryota, Fungi, Ascomycota, Sordariomycetes, Glomerellales, Glomerellaceae. The record is from RefSeq and is a predicted model, not a curated record. Gene Ontology annotation, molecular function: oxidoreductase activity. Gene Ontology annotation, cellular component: cytoplasm.